Dissoconium aciculare CBS 342.82 is the source of this 597-nucleotide messenger RNA. RefSeq names its product carbohydrate esterase family 5 protein. The transcript has a single exon. The record is from RefSeq and is a predicted model, not a curated record. The annotation marks the transcript as partial. Lineage: Eukaryota; Fungi; Ascomycota; Dothideomycetes; Mycosphaerellales; Dissoconiaceae. Gene Ontology annotation, molecular function: hydrolase activity.
GGCGGCGCCCACAUCAUCGUGGCCCGGGCCUCGACCGAAGCGCCGGGCUUCGGCAUCAUCGGCGCCGUGAAGCAGGAGGUCCUGAAGCGCGUGCCCGGCAGCACCGCCGAGGCCGUCGACUACCCCGCCACGCUCUCCGCCUACCCGCAGUCCGAGUCCGACGGCGUCGUCGCCAUGCGCGCCCUCGUGGCCAACUACAUCGCCAACUGCCCGGCCACCGCGCCCCUCAUCCUGAUGGGCUACUCCCAGGGCGCCCAGGUCACCCUCGACACGCUGGUCGGCCAACAGGUCGGCGCCUUCCCGCCCAACGCCAGCAUCUCCGACGCCCUGCCCGACAGCACCCUCAACCAAGUCGCGGCGGCCGUCGUCAUGGGCGACCCGACCUUCGUGCCCGAGGAGACCUUCCACGUGGGCAACGCGACCCAGCAUGGGCUGUUCCCGCGCGAGUCCUCCAACGUCGCGCGCUUCGCCGCCACGGGGCUGGGCGCGCGCGUGCAGUCCUACUGCAGCGCCGGCGACCCGUACUGCGCCGGCGGCAACUUCUCCAACAUCAUCGUGCACGUCACCUACGUGCAGGUGUACGGCAGCGCGGCGAUC